AGUUCGGGUUUCAAGCGCUGCUUGCGAUGUAACACCUGUAUUCACGUUGACGUGUAUUAAUUUAAUAAUCUUUAGUUAUUCUUAUUAUGUAGCUUCGGUUGAUAAAAGCUUUUGUUUUUAGUUAUUUUAUAAAAGUUUUUUUUUUGUAAUCAAUUUAUAUCUCACCGCGCAAUAUGUGUAUUGAAAUAUAAGUCGAGUGUUGAAUAUUUUGAAUUGCUUCCGAUGAUACUACUGCUUCAGGAUUGCAUUACAGCUUCGUAAUGGGCCGGUACGCCAUGCUACUUUUGGCGAUAAACACCGUCGCAGCCAUGGGCUUUAUCCCCCAUGGUUCUAUUGGGGCAAAGGAUCAUUUAAUAACGGAAACUUUGCUUCGUGAAGUAGUCGAGCGUAUGGGCAAAGACUUCAACGACGCGGCGUCCAGCUACCUAGAGUUCCCGGCCAGCGACCGCCAUCUCGCCCUGAUGGCGCACGCGAGCAAGGACCUGGAGAACGAGCAGCUAGACUACGACUCGUUGAUCGACGGGAACCCCAGCCCCAGCCUGCGCGACCAAGAGUACUUGCAGCACAGUUCGUUGUGGGGCCAUCAGUACGUAACAGGCGGUGCUGGCGAGGGUGAGCAGCGUCUCCGACCAUCGGGCGUGGUCCCUAACCGACAAAUGGUGAAAACUGACGCUGUUCUGCCCGCGUAUUGUAACCCGCCCAAUCCAUGCCCCGUCGGAUACACAGAAGACCAGGGAUGCAUUAGCGAGUUCGAGAACACGGCCGCCUUCAGCCGCGAGUACCAGCUGUCUCAGCGCUGCAUGUGCGAUGGAGAGCAUAUGUUCAGCUGCCCAUCCGACUCAACUUCAGAUAUUGACUUGCGUUUCCCCGAGCAUCACAAGAACCUCGUCGCCAAGAAGUACAAGCCUGACAUGGAAAACCCUUACUUAAUGGGCGAACGCUUGCCGAUUGCAGCCAAAAAGGGUUUCGAUGUUAGCAUGUACUAGUACGUUUAUUCAUAAGUGUAAUAGUUAGUGUCUAUUCGAUGUGAUUUUAUGUAUUUCGUACUUGUAGUUAGGUGUAUUCGUCAUCUUAUAGUGAACCUCUGUAACAACCUCAUAUAUAAUGAAAAAUGCUUCAGUAUCAGCAAACUGUUUAAUGCGCAAAAUAUGAAGAUAUCUACUAUUUAUGUAAUACCUCCUUUCUAACUACCGUCAAAUAAUUAAAAAAAAGAGAACAGUUGCCAAAAGUCUUGAAGCUUCACGCCGAUAGAUGAGUAAGGCUCACGUAGCUCUGUCUAAAAGAGUUUGAUAACAUCUGCCAUAUCAAGAGCAGUAUUCCGCUGCAUCUACCACUGAAUCGAAAUGACGACCCACUGAACUGACCCGACGGAAAACUCCGUGAACUGUGUUUGAAAAUUUAAAGGGAAAAACCGCGUGCUUUAGAACAAUCCAGACUCCGAUCUCAUGUCUUAAGAUAAUUAGUGUUCACUUUGUGAUUUUAACAUUGAACCGUAACCUCCUAUUAUAUAUUGAUUGUUAGGUCGUCUGACCAGCUUUCCGAAUAUAAUUUCUCAAUAUAAUAUUAUCAUUUAUGACCAUUUCGAUCGGUUUAAUGGGCACCAUACUGCAUGAAUAUAAAAAAAAAUAUCAACUAUAUAAUACCCAAUAUGUAAAUUUUUCAUAAGCUGCGUUAACAAAAAUUGUACCUUCUAAGGAAUAGGUUUGCUGUAAUUUACUCUUAACAACUAUUUACGAGAAAACCAAACUGAAAACAAUAUAGAACAUGUAUUAAAAAAAAAAUGAAAUAGCUUUGGAAAUUAAUCCUAUAUCUAUGUCAAAUAUUAUUCAUCAUUACUGUAUUUAUUAUAUUUCUUAACAUUAAGUUCUAUUUAAUAUUCACAGAAAAAUAUUGCAAUGAACAUUUCUAUUUUAUAGCAUACUUUUUGAAUAUUGUUAUCGUUAAUGAAUAUUUUUUUCGGAACAUAAUUAAACAGUCGCACGAAUGAUAAUGACACAUAACACUUAAUUAUUAUUGCACUAAAUACAAAAUACCUUAUAAAAAGUUUAAGUAAAAUUUUUACAUCUCCGAAGCUAUACGGAGCGAGUUAGAGAUAAGUGCAUUAAGUAAUCACCCACACAGAAGGCAUUGGAAUGAGCAAUGAGGGAUCGGUUCUAAAGAUUAAAAACCCAUCCAAGUUGGUUUAUUAAGGAGAUAGUUCUGGGGGCGAUGUGUACAUGCGAGUAAAACCAACUAAACUCCCACACUGCUCCGGCAAUGCCGAUUCUGUUGUAAUCUGAUAAUAGAGACAGAUUUUAACGGUUUGUCAACACUAUGCCGUUAUAAAAUUGAGAUAAAGACAUCGUAUCUAUGCGCUCCGGUAAUCACUUAACACCAGCUGAGCCUUAAGCGCGUUCACCCGUAAACACAAUAAAAAAAAGAAAUAUUCUUUGAAAAAAAAUUACUAUCCACACCACCACCGAUUAAAUCCGAUCGUGCAUAAAUUAAAACGUUGUAAAACACAAUUAAAUAUUAUUGAUGAAGUUUUAUCGCAACUACUAUGAGUAUAAUUAAGAAUUAAAGUAUAAAGUAAAUUAUAAUUAAGAAUAAUUGACUGGAAAAUAAUAAAUUGCGCAUACCGUCUUCGAGCAUAACGUUUACAAAUUUUGAUAUUGCAUUUAAAACACAACCUUUAAAGUAAUCCAACUUAAAACUCAUGCGAUAUGGGUUUCAAGUUAUAUAUACGGUGCGAUAACGUCACUUAUGGAAAUUAUGUAAUUUUUCAGGAGAAACAUUGGAAAAUUCAACAACUUAUUAUAUUAUAUAGUUCUUAUAUAGUUCUGCUAUACUAAAUAAAUAAAAACGAUAAUAUUUAAACUUCAUCAGUAAAAGCAAACGUCUGCGUCUCACUGAUAACUCUAUUAAAAAUAUAUAUUUUCUCUUACUCAGUUCAGUUUUAACAAAAAAUGCAUUUAAUAAGUGACUUUAUAGCACCGUAUGUGCGAUAUAUCUAAAGUCGCUGUGGGCGAAAGGUAAAAAAUCAAGGAACAAAAAUCAAACCGGCGAAAUUUAUUAAUUUGCUUGAUUACUGGUGGGAGGGCGUAUUGUAAGUCCGCACGGGUAGGUACCACCAUCCCAUCAAUUUCAGCCGCGAAACGGUAAUGCGCUCCGACUAGAAGGGUGGGAUAGCCGUUAUCCAAUACAAUCGAGACUUUGACCUCAUGUCUCAAGGUGGGGUGUAAUGUCUACGAGCUCCGGUAUCAAUUUAAGAUGCCGUGAACUCGUUUAGCCAUGAAACCAAAAAAAUAUAUAUAUUAAUCUUAAUAAUUAGUAUUUUUGUCUCUUUCUAUCUUCUUCUUGUCUGUCUAUUCUCUGUCUUCUACUACAUAGUUAAUAAUAUUAAGUGUAAGUUAAGUAUGAAUCUGUAAAUAUAAAAAAAAACGAUAAAAGUAAGCGUGGACCUACAAAAGUCGCCAUUUUUUUUUCUAGUACUAUCGCCAGAGAUUUACUUAGAAGAGUUCUGAACUCGAAGCUGUUCUAGUCAAAUAGAUAAGUUAGGUUAUUAUUAUUAGUAUAUAGGUUUAAAGUUACAGUGAUUAGUAAACGUGUAUUAUCCAGCUUAUUUUUGAAAAUAUCUCUUCGUAGUCCAUAGAAAUAAGCAAGCGAAUGGCAUUUUAUAGUCGAUUUCUCCAUAUCGUUCGUAAUUAGAAGUGACUACAAAUCAAAACAAAAAAUUGGAUUAAAAAAUCUUGCAAUGAUAAAAGUGUACAGAUUACCACAUACGCUUACGAAAAAAACGGAAAAAUAAUAAUAUAUUUCCAUCUCUGUAAAAUACGCAUUAAAAAAUACAGUUUACGAAUCACUGUAGUCUCAUACUAAAUAUUUAUAAGCAAUCAAAGAGCACAGGCUAAAGCUGUGAAUAAUAUUAGGCGAGCGAUGAUGUGUCUGAAAUAUGACUGUAGAUUUUGUAAAAAAAAAGAAGAAAAUAACAAAAAACUGUAGCUUAGAAAAUCCUUAGUAUAAAAUAAAUGUAAUUGUUUUCUGGAUGCAUUUAUGCUGCUAUAAAGCUAAGCUUAAAGUCACCGUCAUCUCGAUCAGGCCAAGUCACGCUGAAAGAUGUAUUUAAAUUAGUUAUGCAAAACAGAUCGCAGUAAUAAGUCUACAAUAGUGAAGCUAGAAAGUGAAUAGUUUCGUUUUUAUGAUCAUAAUUUUAAUGAUUAUUUUAUUUCCACGAAACUAAAAAUGUCAUUGUUCUGAUAUAUGGAUGAGAAUUCACGUGAACCGGAUCGAACUAGGUAAUUAAGAUAUGAUAAGAUAUGAUAGAACAGAUGAUAAGAUUCCCUUUCAAAAUUCCUGAUUUGCGAAAACCUCUUGAAAUAGAAUCGUUUUGGUUGUAAUUAUCUAAAUUGAUUUACUUAGCAACAAACGUUUGCCAAAAUAGCCAACACAGUCAAUCAAAUUGAGAAUGUUUCAUUAGUUGGUUUAAUCAACCACGUCCUUAAACAAGUAAUAAGGCAAAUACUAAAAAUAUUUUGUAUCUAAAGACUACGACCAUCCCUGUAUGGGAUAUCACGCUCAGUUCUUUUGGUUGGCCAAAUCAAUGAGGUAACUAAACCAAAUUUAACAUCCACAGCUGCUGUGUUUUAAACCACUUCAAUAGUGGCACUGUACACUGUUCUUUAACCAUGAACUUGGCCAAGCAAAUGUAUUGAUGAAAAGCCAGUGAAAUACGGAUACAAAAUAACCGACUUUUACAAAAAUCUAAUUACAGACUCGUAAAAAUAAUUACUCCCAGAAUCAUUCUGCUUAAAGUACGGACAUUAUAAUUUGGCAUAGCCAAGUUUACAUCCUCCGUGAGCAUAAAGGGUGUCUUAGGUAUCUACCACAAGUACAUACCGUUUUCAUUGACGAGUACCCCUAUACAUGGUUCAAUUGAAAUAGUUUGAAAACUUUUAGACCAACAAAAGUAUUAAUGUCAAAACUAACCAAAGACAAAUAAUAAUAAGGUUCACUUCACAUAAACCCAGAGAUAAUGAUCAGUCACCUAACCAUAAAAUUUGCAAUCAUUUAAUGCAAUUAAAUCGUCCAAAUAUCAAAACAAUAACAUCAAGAUAACAAAAAUAACAAGAAGUUAAGCUAAAAAAAACAUUUAGCGUCGAAUUUUUGAAGUCUUCCUUAGUAAUUUAUUGUGUAUUUAUUAAAGGAUAUAAUUAUAGUUAUUCGCGUUUACACAUAGUUUUAUAACGAUUCAAUGUCCGAAAUAUCGAUUAUUAUUAGCUAAUAAGAGCAUCGACAUCACGUUUGUGUAGAUAUAGUUCUAGAAACUGAUGUGUUUUAUGAAUACAAAUAGAUUUAUACAUGUAAUUACAUAGCUAAUUUUGCAGUUGAAUUAAUACCCAAGUAAAGGAGCAUACGUUUAUUAGUAGUAAGUAUACCAGAUACGCUGAUCCGAGCGAUACUAUGUUCAUCUCCUUCCAACUGAUUGUUGAGAAAAUACGCUAUUGUCAUACGCAUCAGUGGUAUUUUGUUAACGAAAAUGUAUUCAGCUGCUUUUUGUAAAAUACUAUUAUUAAACCAUUGCUCUCUACUAGGCUAAUGUUGAUAUUAGGAUUAAGAUCAUAACGUAUAAAAUUUACGUAAGUAAAAUUUAUAAUGAAAAAUUGAUAAAAAUACUCGUUCUCAUUUCAAACAUCUGUACAUACCCGAUAAUUCGACUAAUGUAAAAUAUUUAAAAAAAAACCAAGGCUUUUUGGAGUUUCCAAACAUAUUUCGAUGAAUGUACAUCAAUUCAUUCUGAUCGCCUACAACAUACACUGUGCAAGCCAGGCUGUUUAUUCCACUCCACUAAGGUCAUUGAAAACAGAAUAUUAUGCAAAAAUAUUUAUUUACGAAAAAUAAAAACUGAUAAUUAUUUCAGCAGCAAAAAUUAUAACUUGACACUUACAUAAUUCUCACGGGACACUAAUUCUAGAUUUUACAUUGAAAAUCGAGAAAUAGCUACUGUAAUGUUAUUUUCUUAAGAUCAAACAGUGACGGCUGACGAUAAAAUACACGAUGAAUAUGACAAAUAACAAGUAAUAUAUUAUUAUGUACUCAACGAACCUUAAUGACGUAAUAACUAUGUAAUGCCAAAAAUGAUGAAAACGAACAUGCCCCACAAUAAAAACACUUACAGAAUGAUGCCGUAAGAAUUCAACUACUCAGCCCAUAUAACACAACAGUUUUGCUUCAAAAAUAUCUAAUGAACGUGAUAUGGAAGUUUGGUAGCAAUUUUUUGUAAAUUUAAUGUAAAUAGUAACGUUAGAUGAUAACUUGAAUAAGAAUAAGGAAGAUUGUUACACAAAUAGCUGUGAUAUUAUUUGUAUUCUUCCAUAGUAACAAGCUUACUAGAUUGGACUUGUGAAAGGCAAUUGGAACAUUCAAUCAAUGUAAUAGUAAAAUUAUUCUGAUUUUGGCAUAAUCUUUGUAAACAUAACGACAAUUUUCACACACAACACAACACAACACACAACAAUCAUAGAAGUCAAUAUGCAUUACUUUACUGGUGGUAGGGUAUAUUGUAAGCCCGCACGGGUAUGUACCACCGCCCUGCCUAUUUCUGCCGUAAAGCAGUAAAUGCGUUUCGAUUUGAAGGGUGGGGCAGCCGUUGUGGUGUUAAAAAGAAACGGAGACCUAAAACUCAUGUCUCAAGACGGAUGACAGAUUUGACUUUGUUGAUGUCAAUGGGCUUCGGUAACCAUUUAACAUCAGGUAGGCCGUGAGCUCUUUCACACAUCUAAGCAACAAAAAAAUAACGUCAUCGGAGUAAAAAUCCCCUUAGCAUAUUACAAAUUUAAAUAAGUCAGAGUGACGUCACAAUCGUAUCAUAGCAUUAAUAUUCAAAUAUAUUUAAUUUGUACUAUUACGAAAAAAGAAUUACUGCUCCAAUAAUGUUUCCAAUAAAGGAAUAAGUACAAAACUAAUAAAUGGAUUGAUGUUAGUUUAAACGCGUCUUAUGUAGAGUUACUUUCAAAAUGAAUUCAAUUUAGCGCAAUCAAUAAAAAUCGUCAUAAUUCUGUAAUUAAAGAUCAAGAUUACCGAUCUGAAUGGAAGAAAAAUUAUAUUUCAAUUACGUUAAGGAAUAUUGAUACUCUAACUUUUAUCCAGAUUUGAAUAAAAUGUGUCAUAUUAUGUAGAGAAAAUCACAUAGAUCUCGACCUGCGUUUGAGGACUUGAAACUUUGUAAAUAUAUAUGGAUUCUAGUUUCGGCUUAGACAUUAAAAGCCUUCAAAUAAUUUCAGCCGACAACGAGUAAUAAAAAGAUUAUAUGAGACAUGUCAUCCUCAAUUUAUUGAACCAUCAAUACUCAUAAUGACUAUCUCUACUGUAAAUACAUUUAAUUAAGAAACAAUUAACACGCGAAUUAUAAAUCGGACAUAAUAUUCAUGAGAACGAGUGUUUUGUAACAUUUUAGCCAUUUUAGGUGGUUAGUUAUGUGAAGUAGCAGUGUUAUAUUACCCCGUGCUUAAUGUUUACAUUGUCAACUUUUAAAAUGUAAAUAUAUUCCUGUUAUAUACUCAAUCUCUAGACUAGGUACGUACGACUGAUUUCCCGGUUCUCCUAAUAUCACAUUUUGUAAGUAAUACGAUGUAUGUAUGUACUUAGUAAAUACUAUCAGUGACAAUUCAGACUCAACUGAAAUAAGAAUAAAAUAAAAUUAAUUAUCAUUUAAUAAUAAUAAAGGAAAUUGGACAACGAUAUUAUAAAUCGAACACUCAACAGUUUUUCCGACAGACUUUAUGAGCAAACACAAUCUUGUUCUCUACUAAAGUCUCGACAAAACUUAAAAAAGAUUAAACAACGAUAUUGAAAACCAAACAAUAGAGUUGGAAGAACUGCAUUGACCCGAAAAUAUAACAUAUACCAUAAUAUAUAAUUUUUACUGGUGGUAGGACCUCUUGUGAGUCCGCGCGGGUAGGUACCACCACCCUGCCUAUUUCUGCCGUGAAGCAGUAAUGCGAUUCGGUUUGAAGGGUGGAGCAGUCGUUGUAACUAUACUGAGACCUUAGAACUUAUAUCUCUCUCUCUGUCUAUGGGCUCCAGUAACCACUUAACAUCAGGUGGGCUGUGAGCUCGUCCACCCAUCUAAGCAAUAAAAAAAAACUUUUUUGAGCCUUGGAUCGGGUCUUCUCUACGAAAUCCCCGCGUAGGGGUUACAUAGAACUUCCUCCUCAGAAGCCACCCACUAAAAGACUCUUCUGCUCAAUGUCCACACUCCCGAGCCACGCCAGGUACAGAACAAAAAAAUACCCCGUACCAGUUGCAAAAAACUUUAAUCUCAAUCGUAACGCACCACAUGAGGGGAUAUUUAUAAUUUAGGAGACAAACUUGAUAACAUACGUAUGUAAUAAGCCAUAGUAAGAAUUUUCGUAUUGAGGUCUUUUAUAAUUAUAUUAAUAACAUCUAGCAAAUAAUUUCAUAUUUGCAAACUAUUACGUAAAUUUUGACUUUGAUUAUUACACAUUCUCACAAAAAAAUUGAAUUUUAAAUGACUAAAACGCAAAGUUAUCAAGUGUCUCCAUAAAAUUACGCAUCACCCCUCUUAAUAAAAAAAAUACAUAGAAAUAGAUAAUAAUGAAUGCCUCAAUGACUAUUUCUGCCGUGAAGCAGUAAUGCCUUUCGGUUUGUAGGAUAGGGCAGCCAUUGUAACUAUACUGAGGCCUUAAAACUCACAUCUCAAGGUGGGUGGCGGCAUUUACGUUAUAGAUGUCUGUAGGCUCCCGUAGCCACUUAAGACCAGGUGGGCUGAGAGCUCAUCCACCCAUUUAAGCAACAAAAAAUAAAAAAAUCAAACCAUACAAAAAAGGAAUCUCCUAGGCAAGGAUGUAAACCGGUGUGAGUAGAAACCACCACGCUGCCUAUUACCUACCGUGACAUACUUAUCCGUUAAGGCUUGAAGAGUGGGACUGGUGGUAGUUACAAUGGAGAAUGAUACCUUCUGUCUUGACGUGGGUAGUGAUAUCAGCUAGUCUGUAAGCUCCUUCACCCGUUUAAGCAAAAAAUAAAAGACAAUUUAACAACAUAAAGAAAGAAGAACAUAAACAUCACGCGAACGUUUAGUUUCCAAUUGAUAAUCUUCAUUAUAAUACAAAACGAAUAUCUUUCUUCGUAAUAGCACGAUAGGAAUUUAUGAACCCUGAUUUUACUUACAACAACGAAUCCAUUCUAAUUCCUCAUCGAUUUCUAUAAUAUAUUUUUAAACUGCCAUGAUUUUAUUAUAAUUCAAUUAAAUCAAGAUUACCUUGGCAGACCAACGAAAAGGCUUAGUUGAGCAGUCAUUAUCAACUCGUAGUCAACCACUGAACGUAUGUACAUCACCAUUUAAGUAUUCAGCUAUCCCAAUAUUUCUGCAGUUACAAUUGUAAAAAUUGAAAAGAAAACAAUCUUGUUUAUUGAACAACCGAUAAGUUCAGUAUCGACCUUAAUUGUGACAGUAGUAGUGUAAACAUUUGGCACGGAAUCUCGUAUAAGUAAUAAAGGCACUGUGAAAAAGUACUCUAUUAAAUUUAUAAGACAUUUGACAAGAUAUCCCAUAUUUGUUUUAAGUACAAACUUAAGUUGUAAAUGAUUUUCACGGAAUCUGAACACAGAGUAUUACAGUCAGUGUAAAUAUAAACUUAAGGUUUCCUAGUGUUACCCAUUAGACUACUAAAUUCGAAUACUUACACUUAAAAUGUUAAUGAAAGAAAAUUAUGCGUUAAACUUUUUAAAUAUCAGAGUCAAAACGUUCCUGAUUAGUUAUAUACUUGGUGUUAAAAUCAUGUAACCGAUCUAGUCUUGUAUUAUUAAUAAGUAAUAUUUAAUUUUAAAGAGUAGUAAGACUUCGGCUAUGAAAAGCUACGAUUGUGGAAUAGACCAAAAAAAAUUAGCUUAGAUUACGGUAUAAAAACCCGAGUCAAAAAAAAAAGGUUUUUAAUCGUAAAUUAGGUGUUUGCAAUAUUAAAUAUAACUUAAAUAUAAGCUAUUAUCAAAAAUGUUAAGUCGUGUAUAUUUUUAAUAGAUAAACUUUAGUAUGUAAGUCAUUAGUACCGGUUAAUACAAACUGUAUCAGUUAAGGAUUUUUUUUUUUUCUGUUCUAAAAAGUCUUCAGAUCAUCGAUAUUGACGACUACUUUCGAAAGGAAAUUUUAUUGUUCUAUUCCGGAAAAUAAUCGGUUGAGCACACACAGCCAAAAUAUCAUUUAUCAACUUAUAAAUGAAAUACUAUUAAACUAUCUACGACUCAAAUUAGACAUAGGCUCUGAUUUGAAAUUCAAAUAGUAUUAUGUUGAGAAGUCUCAUCUGUUCAAGAUUGGCAUUCUGCCGCUUAGCUAACAAUACCGCAAAAGUAUUAUUAUAUUAUAUGCUUUUUUUAAAAGAGACAAAACCUAAUUUCUGCUAAAGAAAUUGCUAGAUAUAUUUUGAUGCUUUCAUAAAUAAGGAAUUACUACCGUAUAUUAGCUAUUUAUGAAUACAUCCCAUAUGUUUGACAAUAACCGUAGACGACGUGACGAUUUUCUGUUCCAAAGUAGUCAUUAAUAUACUGAUGAUGUUAAAUUAAAGAAACAGUAAUCCAAAUUUACAUGAAUUAUUUAGAAAUUUCCGAUGAUUUUAGGGUUAAGUGAUUAAUGAAAAUAAAAUAAGCCUUCAAAGGUAGGUUAAUUAGUGUAAAUUAGAUUUAGGUGAUUAGCUUAAAAAAAAUCUCAAUGAGUAACGUGUGCGAACUAGUCAAAAAACGAGUAGCCUGUAAAUAUAGUUAAGGAAAUAUAAUAAUUAGAAAAUAAAGAAAGAUAUAUUUUCGUUAUUGAAACAUGAAUGAUCUAUAUAGAGACUAAUACAAAAGAGAAUAUAUUUUUCUAAAAAAAAUAUGAAAACCAAAAAAUAAUAGGUUAAGUUAUGUUUUAGUGAAUUUAAUUCUAAAAUCAUUUAAUUCAUCACCCGCAUUUAAGAGAGUUUGAUGUGAGAGUUUAAAAAAAGAAUGACCUAUGACAAUAUUCUCUAAGCACUCGAAGUAAUCAUCCAUUUAAAACCAUUUAACAAUAUUAGUACUGAGUAACUCACAAACUCAGAUACAAAAAAGUACAAAAUUAAAAUAUAGUUAACUAUAGCAACAUUAACAACUGAUUGUGUUCUCUAUUACUUUAAUGUCCAGGGGUGACCAUCUUUGAGUACAAUGAAAUCUACCAGUACCUUGAAAAAAUCAAUUUCCGUUAGAAUAACAUAUUUCGGUAUUCUUGUAUUUUUAAAUAUAAUACUAUAAAUAUCCCAGAAAACCAUUAAAAAUAAUUUAAGAAUUAUCUACCAAAUCGAUAAAUAAUAACAGCAUCUUCUAUUCUUCUCACUGCGGCCGGCUUCGUACUUAAAAUAGCAAUUAAGACAAUAUUAAAAAUACACUACAUAAUUGUAAAUAAAAAGUUAUCAUUAGCAAAUUAUUAAGAAAUAAUUUUUGUAAGUCUGAGGUAAAAAAAAGCAGAUAUGUCACUAAAUUUAUUUUAUUUUGAUUAUUGCAGUACACGGCAACUAAUGCUGUUCACUUUUUUAAAUUUGCUACAUUGUUCUUCAUUCCUUUCUUUUUAGCUUCGCGCUUAGUCGGGCUUAGUUCACUCCACCUCUCUCUCACAAUCUGUUUCUCUCUCUUUCUCCCCCCUAAUAACGCUUCCUUUUCUCUGUACCUUCAUUCCUUCUGACUUUUGGUCUUCUGUGUCAUUUUUCUCUUUUACUCUCGACGUUUUCCUAUUGCAGGGAUAUUUUAUUAAGUAUAUCAUUAUAAAGAAAUCUAUUCGUAUUUCAUACACUUUGGGCAACUUUGAGUGUUGCGUUUUAGCAAAAGUUUCAUAUCUGAUUUUAUAAUACAGCAACUAGUAUUAUAUUUUACAGUUAAGAUUAUUAGGAAAUCAAUCUUCAUGAAAUCUAUUUCUAUCUCUUUCUAUCCACUUAUUUAUGUCUGUAUUUAAAUAUCUCUCUAUAUUCACCUAUGCUCCCUUCUACCCUUUUCAUUUUCGUAUUAUAUUUUUCCUCUUGUGUCCCUUUCUACUCUAUACUCUCUUUUUCUUCCAACUUUCUCUAUUUUUUUAGUCCCCUUUUCUGAUGCAGCAUCAGAAUAUUUCGCUAUUUCCAAAACUUUUGUCGUUUAACCCCUCUAUCCUCUUGUACUUUUCUAUCUCCUGCUGCCCCUUUCUAACUUCUUCUUAAAUAUUUUUCUACGUUUCUCUUUUCUCAUUAAUUUUAUUCAUUCAUUCUAUUUCCAUGGCGCUUUCCAAUUGGAGUACCGCUUCUUCUCUAUUUCCAUCCCUUCUUCUUUUUGUGCCUUCUCGAUCCUGAGCAUUUUCAUACGUCUAUGUGAUCUAGCUACUCAAACUAAAGUUACAUUAACAUCAUCAUUUAUACCUACCUAACUUGAAUAUUUUCAACUAUCUGUGGUUCUUAGUGGACAACAACAUAUGUAGCAGUCACACAUAAUAAAAUAUUUUUCGCAAAGACGAAUAUCCCACUUAUGAUAAUCUCAGGUCUAUCUCUUACAAUUACUGAACAACAACAUUCGGACUUUCGAUCGACUGAAGACCUGAUCGAUGAAAGACCUUCCCUCUGUCGUGUCCAGGAAGAUAAAUGUUUUCUACUAUCCUGUUCCUGUAGUAAAUUUUAAAAAGUGAAUUUUGAAUUGAUUUUAAAUAUGUUGCAGAUUCCGAAACGUGUAUUUAACAUAAACUAUUUAAAUUAUCUUAGUUAAAUUAAGUAAUACUAGGUAGUGAUCUGGCUGUGCCCGUUUUUGAAAUCCGUGAGCGACGGCUAACACUCACCAUCUGUUUAGCCGCGUGCUCGUGUCUGUCUCAUUGUUUACAAAUGGAAUCAAAAAAUAUGUAGUUUUAUCAUUUUUUGACCACAAUGUUAUUAAUGUAACAACUUUUUUCAUAAACAUCCAAAAUAACACAGUCGUAAACAGAGUUACCUAAACGCAAAAGUAGCAGCAUCUCUUGGAUGUAAUAUUGUAUAUUUCUUCUAGAAAGCAAUAAAAACUAUUAUCGUCGUUGAGAUAUCGAAGCUAGCUGCAAUACUAUGGACAAUAUAAUUAGUGAAACUUUGACUGAGUAUAAAAUAAUUUCCAUUACUAUUUUAUUACAAUCAACUUUUCAGCUUGAGGCCUUCACUCCGAUGUAACGAAUCAUAAAAUAGUACCCAAUAAAGCCUGAUAUCUGUGAAAUUUAAUAUAAAAAAAUUCAAAUUUCGAAUACGCAUGAAUUGAAAAACGAACUCAGGACAUGAAUGCAAUGAUUAAGAGCCUCGAGCCGUUUAUUUUAUUAUUAUUAUUUGUAAAUAAUGUCCUCAAUAGUACUUAAUAAUGCAUAUUACUUGGUGCUUAAACCUCUCAUAAUAAAUAACGCAUGAAAAUAAGUACAAAUAUAUAUUUAAUAAAAAUAGAAUCUACUGGCUGCUCUCAAACACAUUGUAGAUAUUUAGGGAGUAAAAAAUGAUAACAUAGACUGAACUAUCCACCAUAAGAAAGCUUACUAAUAAAACUAAUUAGUUAAUAUUAUUUUUUCAAAAAAUCAUAGCUAAGAUAGAGUAACCUAAAUUAUAUAAAUUAAGAAACAUAGCCGAUUGAUGUCGAAUAAACUUACAGUUACUAAAUUAUUAUAAGUCGUAAGUGCAUUUAUAUGUUAGUAUAAAACUCGAAGAUGUCAUUAUUUCCAUAACUAAUAUAAGAUUUAAAAAUGUUACGAUAGGAGUGUAUAGCUUUUAGCUGGCUAAUAUAUAUAUUAUCUUUUGAAUCAUGUGAACAUCGAUUGGUAAUACAUAUAUCGAUGCAUGUGAACGUGUAAUCAAUUCAUUGCAACAAAAAAAUAACAAAUUAACUCGCUUUUAGCUGGCUUUUGAAUCAUCAUGUGAACGUGUAAUCAAUUCAUUGCAACAAAAAAAUAACAAAUUAACUCCGGUAUCACUGGUGGUAGGACCUCUUGUGAGUCCGCACGGGUAGGUACCACCACCCCGCCUAUUUCUGCCGUGAAGCAGUAAUGCGUUUCGGUUUGAAGGGUUGGGUAGCCGUUGUAACUAUACUGAGACCUUAGAACUGUUAUCUCAAGGUGGGUGGCGCAUUUACAUUGUAGAUGUCUAUGGGCUCCAGUGACCACUUAACACCAGAUGGGCUGUGACUUCAUCCACCCAUCUAAGCAAUAAAAAAUAAAAAAAGGUAUACGAGUUUAAGCAGUUACGUGGAAAGCUGAAUUUUACGCAGAAUUCAAAUUAACUUAAUGAAAAAGGCCAAGACAAGAGCACACGACUUCACCUACAGUAUAUCAUUCUUGUCGUAUACCAUUAUGUUAUGUAGAAUGAUAUGCAUGAGCAUAGAGCCAAAUAUUCUCUAACACAAGAAAGACGUUACAUGACAUAGCAGAGUAAAAAAAAAGAGUAAAUCUAGUCUACACUGGUCACUGGUAGUAGGAUCUCUUGUGAGUCCACGCGGAUACCACCACCCUGCCUAUUUCUGCCGUGAAGCAGUAAUGCGUUUCGGUUUGAAGGGUAGGGCAGCCGUUGUAACUGUACUUGAGACCUUAGAACUUAUGUCUCGAGGUGGGUGGCGUAUUUACAUUAUAGACGUCUGUGGACUCCAGUAACCACUUAACACCAGGUGGGCUGUGAGCUCGUCCACCCAUCUAAGCAAUCAAAAUAAAACAAAAAACUGCCUGUACCAAUUCACCCUUUUUUCAUAUGAACAACCGAUAAACAACAAUGUAUAAUUAAUGACAUUACAAUCACAAUAAAACACGAAUUAAUAUUGCAAAACACAUUAGUUCAGUUUAGCCAAAUUUUAUCUUUACAUGCUUCAUACUGGUAAUAAGCAUGUUGUCAUUUGAAAUCCCGGAGUGUUUUUUUCAUAUUGGUUUUCUUCUUACAGAUUUUAUUUUAUUUCCAAAUUAGUAAACUCCAAUCCAAUUACUGUCCAAUCAGGUAUUACCAAAAUUAAUACGAAUUCCUGCUGCUUUGAUUACACGUUGCGUAAUUUGAUUAUUCCUAAGUGAUAUCGAUUCAGUUGGUAAUUAGUAUAAAAUUGGGUUUAUCAAUAUAGUAAAUGUUAGUGGUAGUGAUUAUUGGAACGAAGUUCCUUAUCGCGCGUUGUGAAAGGGGGCUAAACGGAAAAAAUUCUUACGAAAAGUUGUCACGACACUUUUUAGAUCCGUCAUUCUGACCAAUCAACGUGUAGGCGCUUAUCGCGUGACAUUGCUCGUAUCCGAUUGGUCCGCGUAAUGAGUACAGUUUCUCGAGACAGCGUUUCAACAAUAGUAAUUUAGUUCAUAGUAUUGUUUUUUUCUUCUUCAUAAUGCCGUAAUUUAUUAUUAUAACUUAAAAAAAAAAUUACAAUUCCUUCACUAAUUAAUCGAAAGGAACUUCGUUCCAUCCGGGUGUCCCUUGACACCUCUGAAGUUUUUUUUUAACUAACAAAUAAUAAUCAACUAACAUUAACACUUUUAAAGUAAUUGCAAUCAAUGGUAAUUCAUAGCAAAAUGUUAAUAAUAAUUCAUGCAGUUAUAUGUAUUAACACUAUAAAAUAUCUUUAAAGUGUAGAAACUCAAUACACAUUGCUAAAUAAUUUUUAAAAUUCCAUAGCGGCUUUGAGUAAAACAUCUGUAAAAAGUUACCAACUGAUGCGAUGUAUUAUAAUUCCAAAUUUUUGCUUAAUUUAAUUACUAAUAAGCAUGUAUAUAAUGUGACAUAAUAUAGUUACUGUGAAUAGUAAGACGAGUUGGAACGCAGAUCUAAUUAAUUUUAAAUUAAACACAUAAUUUUGUUGUAGAAAUUAGGAAUUUAAGUUUAUGAUAAUAUCGAAGUUAUAAAAAAAACAAAAAACAAUAAAAAAAAAUAAAAGAAAAAAAACGAGAAAAAAAUAACAAAAAGUAAGAAAAAGAAAAAAAAAGAAAAAAUAUAUUUAAAAAAAACGACAUUGAAUUUAACGGACUUUGUUUUGGUGAAUCGUGGUCAAUAACAUACACAAGCAAACAAAAAAACAAGACAAGGUAACAAAAACAACACAAAACAUUGCGUAAUUACUUAUGGUAGGACCACCCUGCCUAUUUCUGCCGUGAAGCAGUAAUGCGUUUCGGUUUGAAAGGUGGGGCAGCCGUUGUAACUAUACUGAGACCUUAGAACUCAUAUCUCAACGUGGGUGGUAGCAUUUACGUUGUAGAUGUCUAUAGGCUCCAGUAGCCACUUAACACCAGGUGGGCUGUGAGCUCAUCCACUCAUCUAAGCAAAAAAAACACUUAAUUCAUGUUACAGUGAUAACCGAAUAAAAUAAUAGAAACUAUCUACAUCUACAUUAUCAAAUCAAAAGUCACAGCAAGACUGCAUUAAACUUGGUAUCAUUUAAAUAGAAUCAGUCUAUCUAUGUUAGAAAUUUUAAUGCAGAAUAAAUUAUGCUAAAUAAAACUUAAAAGCACGUCAUGUUGGUCACCAACACAAGUUCAGUAAAAGUGAAUCUACCUCAAACAUCUACCUCACAAAUUUUGGUACCGAUACAAAAUUCCCAAUAAUAAAAGCUACCUCAGAUAUUUUAGUACCAAAGCUACACUCAAGCAAAUAAUGUAUGUCAAACGUUUAGGUCCUUCAAACAAAAUGUAUUCAUAGUUAAAAUAGUAAAAUUUUGGUUAGAACAUAAAACUUUGGUACAAAAACUAAAUACAAAUAUAAUAUAAAACUACCUCAAAUAUCUACCUCAAACAGCUUGGUACUAAAAUAACAAUUAACAAACACAGUCUUUGCUCUACACCGUGCUCAAAACAUUUUGGUAUUAUAAAAUAUUAAGGCAGAAUAGAAAUCGCUCAAAUCAAAGAUACCAAAAUAAAAUUAAUCACAGAAAAUAUACAUGUAGGUACCUCUACUAAAACGAGAAAAAUCAGACAAGCUUACAUCUCAAGACGAAGCUGCGUUAAGACAACACAAAUAACUUGAUCACCAAAACAGAUUUCAGUAACGAAAUAAAAAUAAUAUUUCAGUGAAGCCAUUCACAAAAAAAAAUUGAGUUCGAACGAAAAUUCUUGUCCAAAGGUAAGUGAACCAAAACAAAUUUGGGUCCAAACCAAUAUUCGGGCCCAGCGAAGCCAAUUAUAUAUUUGGGUCCAAACUUAAAUGCAGAUUCAGUGAUAACAAUUUAAAAAAAAUUGGGUCCGAAGUAAAAUCAGUUCCAUCAAUGCCAAUUAAUUAUUUUGGGUCCAAAAACAAAUUCAAUACAUAUUCAAACAAUAUUUAAGAAAUUGGUACCAGAAUCUCACUAGUCAAACUACCUCAAGGAUCUUAAGUACUACAUUAACUCUAAAUAGAUUUAUAAAUAAACUACAAUAAAAUUCAAUGUCGUUUAAAAAAAAAAAGUAGAAAUGAAUAGUAAUUGAAAACAACUUGAUGUCUACUCAGCACUAAUAAUACAAUAAUAUAUAGAUAAAAGCCGAUUCUUGAAUAUUAUAGUUAGUCUUAAUAAAUAUGUAAAUAUAAGCCAAUAAAGAGGCGCGUAAAACAGCAAAACCAAAGAAAGUAGUAAAUCAGCGAGGGUUGAACGAACGAAAGUAUAUCUCUUAUAACGUUUGGAUAAAAAAUCAGCGUAAAAUUGUCGAUAAUUCAACCCGAUCCAUAGCCGAUGAUUUAACCUAAUAGGUGUAUGGCUCUAAUAAAGAAUGAAGAAGAAAAAGAAAAACCCGAUCCAUACAAAAUCCUUGUUGUUGGAUGUUGCUAUGCAUCGAGAAUAUCGUACGUCGAUAAUCUGACUUUAUUAAUUCAGACCAAUCAAACGUCUGCAAGGCAAAGAUAUCUCAAUGCAUAAUCCAAAAUGCGGACUGCCUACUCCUUGCAUAACAACGCCCAACGCAUUAUGCACUCACGAUUACUAUAAUUUAAUCCAAAUUAUUUCAUAUGCAAUAACUUAUAAACAACGUAAAUUAAGUUUUUUUUAUUUGUGCUUAGAUUCAAAGCAUAAAAUAAAUAUUAUAAGUUAGCUAGUUCCGUUGUGAUUAUAAAUGUUAUGAAAAAAUUACUUGAAUGAAUACCAAAACUCAACUAAUAUUUGCAUGCGAAUUGAAAUUCGCGAGAACAUUUUUUUCAAGACACUAAGAGCGCUUUCAAUGCAAUACCACGACUUUACGAUUAAAAACCCGUAUGUAUCCACUAUAAAUAUCAUACAAAAAGGGUUCAGACUACAUACCCACUCUAAACGGAUCUAUAUGUGACAUUUAAAACGCGCCAAAUCGUAACUGACAAUUACAAAAUCCUAAGAUUUUUAUCCAUUACACGCAAUUACAUCGUAAAUUUUACUAUAGUUUUCGGAGCUCUACACUUACGUGAUAAUGUCACAAACCUACACUUUUCCUAUCGAAAAACAGUUUAGCGUGUUGAAUAAUUGAGAAUAUUUUCUUUCUCUACGAACUACGGUAGGCAGCGGCUUGGCUCUGCCCCUGGCAUUGCUGAAGUCCAUGGGCUACGGUAACCACUCACCAACAGGUGGGCCGUAUGCUCGUCUGCAUACAAGGGCAAUAAAAAAAAAACUUAACUAUUUCUAAAGAGAGUGCAUUAUCACAUAUUGCAGAUGCAUUAUAUCGUAAAUGCACGCAAAGAAAGUGCUUUUGGAUGUUUUGAUUUACAAUAAUUAUUAUUUUCAUUGUGUGCCAAAAUUGUGUACUCGUUAAUCCCUAAUAAUAAUUUUCGUAGAGGUUUCGCACGUAAACGAAAGGAAAGAAUAUAAUUUGUGUUAUCAUAGUCGAUUGAUAAGACCUGAACGCUAUUAUGUUGUAUGAAGUGCAUAACUAGAUUCGUUAGGUCGAAAAUUGUAUUUCUUUGUAUAAUUUAGUAUUUUAAUUGUGUAUUUUAAUGUUUCGGGCGAUUGAAAGCGUGUGAAAAUACCUUGUGUGAAUGGUUUUUAUUGUAAUAGCUAAAUAAUGCGUAAAGAAAAACAUAAGGGCUGUACUUUUUGUGAUGUUAAUCUUUCAUCCCUCGUUUUUAUGUUGUCUUGUGCGUAGGAUUAAGGACUGACUGCGUGUUCGGUUGUGUGUGUGUUUGCGUGUGCGUUAGCUGCGUUAGUAUAUCUUGUGUGUGUGUUACGUGAGCAUGCAGUGCUAACUGCGUUUGCCUUGAUACUGAAAUGUUUAAAUAAAUGCGGAGUUAAUACCGAAAAAGUACCGAAAAUGAUAACUUUAUUAAAUUAGUAACUAAAGGUCUAAAACAUAUUAAUUAGCGGUAUAAGUUGUUGGAUUGAGCCGAUGUAAAUAGAUUCGUUUAUUAUCUAAAAGAUUACUACAUUUUUAUAUGAAAAAUAAAAAAUAUGUACUUUAUUAAAAAAAAGAUGUCAUAUUAGAUUAGUUAUUACUAUUUUAAAUCAAAAGAAUAAUUAAAAGGCUUAUUGUAAAAUUAUAAUCUAAUUUUACUCUUUAAAAUUCCCUGGCACUUACUUGCCGUCACUUCGGUAAUGAUUGCAGAUGUAUGAAUAAUUCAAACAGGCGAAUUUUAAGGGUUAAUAUGAUUGAGUAUAAUUUUAAUUGAAUUUUACAGUCACACAUAAACGUUUAUAGAGUAGAAAUGUUGUAUAUAUAUAUACAUAAUGUACACACUUGACAGCGACGCACAACCUAUAAAACAUUUUAUCUUGUAGAAAUGGCCGACUGAUUGAGUCGAGAUCAAAAAUAAUUUGAUUACAAUUUUAAGAGAAUUUUAAGUAGCUUAUUAGCUUAAAUUAUUAGUUUUGUACUGAAAACAUAUUUUUAGAACGAUGAUGACUUUUAACACACUCAAUGACGUUCAUUCUGUAAUAUUGUAUAUCGAGGAAUAGACGCAAAAAUAUCAGUGAAUAUUUUGUUUAUGUUAAAAUAAAAUUAAAUAAGUCUAUUGAAAUAUCCAUGUAUAUUAUAGCAGUUACAGUUAACACGAGUUUUACUGAAUGCAAGAAUAAAUGUGAAUAUAACUAAAGCUGUCUAGGUCGAUUGCAAUGAUCCCUUCUAUAGAGACUCUCGGUAGUUUUUCAAAUCUUUUAUCCUUUGUCGUGUAAAUAAUGUGUGUAUGAAUGUAUAGAUCAUAUUUUUUGACAUUCUUCAAAUUUAAUCCAGUAUAUUCGACAUGAUAAUAUAAAUAAAGGUUUUAGGCACAUGUUUUACGCGAUUCAAAAACUACUGCGCAGCUAUAUUCAGAUUUACAAAAAACUAAAAUAAUAAAGUAUCUACAUUUUUGGCUCAACAACAACAAUAGUCGUGAAAUUAUUAAAAGCGAUAAUUUCGGUCUCACCGCUGAUGAUCCUAAAUGAUUGAAGUGAGUACUUUAUACUGGAAGACGGUAUAGUUCCAAUUUAAAUGCUAACUUGAAAAUUUAAGGUUGCAAUAAAAUACUCCUGAAAUCUAUACUAAUAUUAUAAAGCGGAAGAGUUUGUUUGUUUGAACGCGCUAAUAUCAGGAACUACUGGUCCGAUUAGAAAAAUUAUUUCAGUGUUAGAUAGCCCAUUUAUUGAAGAAGGCUAUAGGCUAUAUAACAUCACGGUAAGACCAAUACAAGUGGAGCACCAAUAAAGAAUGUUUCAAAAUAGGGGUUUAAAUAGCUCCUUAACAUUCAAUAAUUCAAAAAUAUUUUCACUUUUUACGUAAAUGAAGUGGGGGGUAAGGUUUAGCGUUAUGCCAAAGUAACUAUUCCACGUGGAUGGAGUCGCGGGCAAAAGCUAAUAAUAUAAUAAAAUUGACACGCUCCGAAAAACUGAGAAUAAAUAGUUCAGCAGUUCAGCUACUUUCAUAAUAUCGUAAAGUUUCACGUAUUUUGGUGCAACUGGAAAAAUGGCUCAAACCGUUUACGAAUUAAGACUAGUCCCGUGGAAUUCAUCCGAAGAUAAAAAAGCACAAUUGCUAUAAGCGGUAUCCGUUUUUAAACUUAAUAGCUAAUUGCAGUGAUGACAACUUACUUGCAUGAUUUAUUUCGUUAUUGAAACGCCAUCAGUUAACACGUAUAUUUUGAAUUGUUUAUGUAACAAUAACAAAAAUAAUGUUUGCAAAUUUUAUAACACGCUCAGCUCAACAGAAACUGGACGAAGAUAUUCCUUACAUAAGCUAAGUUUAACAACAACGUUUUCUGAUUUAAAAGCUUAAUGCAAAUGCAAAACAAAAACGGUUUUGUUGAAUUAAACAAUAUUUGAUUUAACCGAAACAAUUCUUGGUAUUACAAAAAUUUUACUGAAAAUGAAGCAGAAUUUACUAUCUCCUGAAUAGCCUGUGUAAUGAAUAUUUUAAGAAGAUAUGUCAUAGGUUCUGAAACUUAAAUUUUUCAUCUAAAGUGUCAGGAUAUUCAGAAAGUAUGCUGUAAAAGUGUUAAGGCAGCGGUCGGGGAACUUUUUUAAUUAUUAGCCCAAAAUAUUUUUGUGUAAGUUGAUAUUACCCCAUGGCCAAUAACAAAAAAAAACGUUAUCGCUUCUUUUUAGUAUCUUACAUAUUAUAGCCCCCAUGAUCAUUUUGAAAAGAAAACAAUAACUAAAAAUUUAACGAUUCUAAAGAAGUUUCACUUCAAUAUAUACUUUUUACUCACAAAAGUUUCAUUUUUACCCCCCAAAAUUUCAUUUUACCCCAUUUGGGGUAAUUUACCUUGGUUCCCGGACCGCUGUGUUAGGGAUAUAGCACAAAAUAGAAACUAAGUUUAUUUGCAGUUUCAAAUAAAAUGAGGUUGUUACAGAAUAUAUAAUCGAUGUCUAUUUAAUACAGAGAUGCACGAUUUUGAAUGAUUUUUCGAACAUCUAUCCCGUGAUCAUGAAAUGAUCUCUUUCUCGGACGUGGUACUUGGUACUUGUUGGACUCAACUCUUUCGAGUACAUAAAAUUUAAAAGAACACAAUGUAUUUUUAUUAUUGAUUUAUAAAAUAAAAAUUUCGAAAUGCAUCUUUAAAAACUCUGUAAAUUAUUAUUAUUAUUAUUCUGUAUUCUGAACUGUGUAUAUUACUUUUAAGUUUAUUAUGCCGAAGGUAGCAACGAAAAGUUGUAAAAGCUAUUUUAAGUUCGCAUCUAAUGCAUAUCUCCGUUUUGUUUCAAUGAAAUUGUCAUUCACAAUCGAUCAUCGUACUACUAUAGUGACGUAAUUCUGACAUAUUUCAAUUUAUCGAAUACAGGUAUUUAAUGAUGUAA
Molecule: messenger RNA, 22110 nt
Organism: Bombyx mori (domestic silkworm)
Lineage: Eukaryota; Metazoa; Arthropoda; Insecta; Lepidoptera; Bombycidae
Gene: 7B2
Product: neuroendocrine protein 7B2
Exons: 6
Coding region: 261-986 (241 amino acids)
Biological process (GO): neuropeptide signaling pathway; regulation of hormone secretion
Cellular component (GO): secretory granule
Molecular function (GO): enzyme regulator activity
Source: RefSeq, a predicted model, not a curated record